Molecule: messenger RNA, 492 nt
Organism: Adineta steineri
Lineage: Eukaryota; Metazoa; Rotifera; Eurotatoria; Adinetida; Adinetidae
Source: the annotation of a GenBank genome assembly
AUGUCAAUAUUAAUUUCUGUUAUUGAAAAAUUUACAUUAUCUUGUACUGAAGAUAAUGAAGUUGGCGAUGAUAAUGAUGAACUUUAUAAUUUUCUAUUUAAUUAUUAUAUCUCAUUAGAUAUCAUUAAUGAUUAUAUACAAGCUAUUCAACAACUUGAUAGAACAAUAUUAAAUGAUAAUUAUAAAUGGUUAUUAUUUACUGGUUUUAAUUCAAUAAUCGAUCUUAAUUAUUAUAAUAAUGAACGUCGAGAUAUAUUAUGUAAAUUUUGGUUAUCAAAAUAUGAAUGGAUAUUAAAAAAAUUAUUAUUAUCAUCAUCAAAAACAAAUUCAUUACCAUUAAAUGGAAUAAAAUAUUUACUUACGAAUAUAAUUCGAAUACAAAUAACAAUAGAAAAUAUUACAAAUCAUCUUAUGACACAAGAUAUACGAUUUUAUAAUUUUAAUCAAAAAAAUGAAUAUUUAUCUAUUAUAAAAAUGAUAUUACCUUUAUAA